Molecule: messenger RNA, 12286 nt
Organism: Gorilla gorilla gorilla (western lowland gorilla)
Lineage: Eukaryota; Metazoa; Chordata; Mammalia; Primates; Hominidae
Product: titin-like
Exons: 4
Coding region: 3446-12136 (2896 amino acids)
Source: RefSeq, a predicted model, not a curated record
GCCUUGACACAAAUACUGUUGUAUGAACCAUGUGUCAAUCAAAGUAGACAACUGUAAAGCCCUUGAGAAUAUUUUCUACAAUAUUUGUGGCAAAUUCAGUGGGUUCGAAAUUGAGUUUGUCCUUUCUGCUUCAUUAGUUUAAGCUGUAUAAUUCCUUUCCCUUCCUACAUUCUUGUUUGUCAUUUUUUCGGGGGAAGAGGAGUUGCUAGUACUGGCAUUGGUUUUCCUUUCUCUCUCUCUUUUUUUUUUUUUUUUUUUCCUGAGAUGGAGCUUUGCUGUUGUUGCCCAGGCUGUAGUGCAAUGGCACAAUCUCAGCUCACUGCCUUUUGGGUUCAAGCGAUUCUCCUGCCUCAGCCUCCCAAGUAGCUGGGAUUACAGGUGCCCACCACCACGCCCAGGUAAUUUUUGUAUUUUUACUAGAGAUGGGGUUUCACCAUGUUGUCCAGGCUGGUCUCGAACUUCUGACCUCAGGUAAUCCACCUGCCUCAGCCUCCCAAAGUGCUGGGAUUAGAGGCGUGAGCCACCACAGCCAGCCUUUUUUUUUUUUUUAAUUUUGAGAUAGAGUCUCGCUCUGUCACCCAGGCUGGAGUGCUAUGGUGCAAUCUUGGCUCACUGCAACCUCUGCCUCCCAGUUUGAAGCAAUUCUGCCUCAGCUUCCCGAGUAGCUUGGAUUACAGGUGUGUGCCACCACAUUUGGCCUUUUUUUUUUUUUUUUUUUUUGAGACAGAGUCUCACUCUGUCACCCAGGCUAGAGUGCAGUGGCAUGAUCUUGGCUUGCUGCAACCUCCACCUCCCAGGUUCAAGCGAUUCUUAUCCCUCAGCCUCUUGAGUAGCUGGGACUACAGGCAUAUGCCACCAUGCCCAGAUAAUUUUUGUAUUUUUAGUAGAGGCGGGGUUUCACCAUAUUGGCCAAGCUGGUCUAGAACUCCUGACAUCAUGAUCCGCACACCUCGGCCUCCCAAUGUGCUGGGAUUACAGGCAUGAGCCACCAUGCCCAGCCCAAUUUUUGUAAUUUUAGUAGAGACAGGAGUUCACCAUGUUGGCCAGGCUAGUCUUGAACUCCUGACCUCAGGUGAUCUGCCUACCUCAGCCUCCCAGUGUGAGCCACCACACCCAGACUGGAUUGUUGAAUUCAAUGCUUGGGUCACCUCCAGAUUCAUUUUCACAGUCUUUCAUGUUUUGGUCAUAUUACAUUGUGUUUUGCUGCCAUAUGACUGAUCUUUUUUUGUUAAAUGUGAGAUACUUGUUAAAAAAUAUUUAGCAAUGAAUUGAGGCCUAGUAGCAUGUUAUCUUGCUGCAGAAGAGAUGGGAGUCUACUUCUGGGGGAUGGUCAGGGGUCCUCCAUACAGGCUGCAAUUGAGGUCGCCGGUGCAGGCUCAGUCCCUACAAAGGCCAGGGUAUUUCCUGUCCACCUCUAUUCUGAUGCAUGACUCUUCUGGGUCUCAACCAGAGCCAGUGGACUUCAGUAUGGGUCGCUUUCAUUGGCAGACCCUCAAUCCACUUGUUUUCCUUCUAAUCCCACGCAUGUGUGCAAAAGCUGCUGUGCUUCUUUGCAUCUCAGUAGUUCCUUCUGGAAUUCAGCAAUGAAACUCAGGGAAAUGGGUUCCAAAUGCGAGGCUGACUUUCAUCCUGGGUUUCCUUCUUCUCCAUCUUCACCUCAUGUCUGUUUACUGCCAUGUUAGCAAUUUGAUGUAUUCAAUCAUGGGUUUUAUAUUCUGUUUGGUGUCCCCCAUUGUUCUCAUCGGAGAUCAGAAGCUUCAGAUGCACUUACGUCAACUCAAGAGUACAAUGCUUCCUUAGCUUCCCUCCAGAGUCAGGUUUUAUGUUUCUAGUUCCCAAGUGCACAGCAGGAGUAGUGAUGUCCUCACUGGCUUCUCAUUUGCAUUAAACUGUGAGCUUCUUUAGCGUGGGGACAGGACCCUGCUCCCAUUGCAUUCUCAGAACCUCACCACACACUCGUUGUUUGAGGCCACUCCAGACAGCAUGUGCUGAAGGAUGCCCUGUGGUCAGAAACAAGUUCAUUAACUUUCUCUUUGAAGUGUUUUCGUCCCUGUUUCCUAGCGUUCUGGGAAUUUUACACAACCUUCCUAUAAAACCAAGUAUCAGGUGAGAUCCUUAGGAUCAGGACCAUGAAUCAAGUGGUGUGAGGGCAACACAGCAAACUUACCCUUUUUAGGCCGUUUCCUUUUUCUGCCCUCAAUCUCUGUGAACUGAACCUUGUUAAAGUCAGUCAACACCAGGGUGGAUGGUUUGCCGUUGUCGCCUAUUUUCAGGACAUAACACCCUGACUUAGGAGCCAUUCCAAUCAUUUGUAAUUCAAUAGAUGCGCCCAGCCUUCAGAUUGCCUUUUCUCUCAACCAGGAUCUUUAAAGUCGAUGACAAGAGUUCCAGUCCUGAAUCAUGGCAAAGUGCAGUAGUGAACUGCGGGGUUAAUGACACCAUAUUCUGGAAGGAUCUCUCUUUGGCUGAUGGUCUCAGUUCCGGCAUCAGCCUCUGACUGAGAAUCAGGUCUCACACAGGAGGAGUCAGAUGAGGAGCAAUUCUCUGCUUCCGAUGGAGUUAGUUGUGAUGAAUUGGUGAGGUCUGGUUUUUCACACUGAACUAAAAUGAGCUUUCGCUGUGUCAAGCACAAGACUGACCCCAGAAACACACAUAGUGCACCUCAUAGAAGCUUUUAAUAGUCUUUAUAUUUACUAAAGAAUAGGACUAACUAUGGAACUAUGAAGAUGAGCUGGAAAUGACAGGUGACUUGCCAGCAGGCCAGAGUGUGACUUUUUUUUGUCCCUCAAUGGGAGGUGUCAAUUCUCCCUUUGGUUGUGAGAAUCAGUUGGUUCAUUUGUGGAAAGGUUGCAGGGGGGAUCUUUGAAUCACAGCCUUCAGAUGCCAGAAGGGCAGAGGGAAUCCCACACGGGCUGGUGGAUCAUGUGUGUGCAUUUCUCUCCCUUCUAAUCUGAGGAAACUAAGCAUGAAAGAAUGUGAGCAUGCAGAAAAGGAGAGGUAGGUAUCAGAGGCAGAGGAAAAUGGGAAAUUGGAUAUGAAAGAAAUACACACCUACAAGUGAGUUCAGAAACUGAACCCCACCCUCCUGGGAAACGCCCAUUGGAGUGUUGUUUUUAACCUUUGUACAAUGUUUAGACCCAGUAAAUGCAGAAAUAGAAACAAAUGGUCAGAAGACAUAUCGUGAGAGAGAGAGAGAGAGUUCACAAAACAGAAAACAAAGUACCUUAAUAUUUACCAGUGACCAAAAGAUGUGAAGUAGCAAAACGUCUCCUGACCCCAUUGCCAGCUAGACUGUGUGGAAACUCGGUUCAUACCAGCCAUUCUAGGGGUGGGGUGAGUUGUUGUCAUCCUUAGGAAAGUGUGUUGUUGUAGGAUCAACCACAUCCUUCAAAAGGACUAUGCCUGUUUAUAAGCCCAGCUGUUUCUGCCCUGUGAAACACGGAAAAUGUUUCAACGUGCGCAAGAGUUGCGGCGGCGGGCAGAGGACUACCACAAACGCAAAAUCCCCCCUUCUGCAAGAAAGCCUCUUUGCAACUGGGUCAGAAUGGCGGCAGCGGAGCAUCGUCAUUCUUCAGGAUUGCCCCACUGGCCCUACCUCACAGCUGAAACUUUAAAAAACAGGAUGGGCCACCAGCCACCUCCUCCAACUCAACAACAUUCUAUAACUGAUAACUCCCUGAGCCUCAAGACACGUGCCGAAUGUCUGGUCUAUCCCCUUCCACCCUCAGCGGAUGAUAAUCUCACGACGCCUCCCGAGUGUUUCCUCACUCCUCUUCCACCCUCAGCUCCACCCUCAGCGGAUGAUAAUCUCAAGACACCUCCCUUAGCUACUCAGGAGGCUGAGGCAGAAAAACCACCCAAACCCGAGAGACAGAGGGCCGCUGACGUGGAACCACCACCGAAACCCGAGAGGCGGAGGGUCGCUGACGUGCAACCAUCACGGAAACCCGAGAGGCGGAGGGCCGCUGACGUGCAACCAUCACGGAAACCCGAGAGGCGGAGGACCACUGACGUGCAACCAUCACGGAAACCCGAGAGGCGGAGGGCCGCAGUGGAUAAGACACCUGCCGAGUUUCUGGUCUAUCCCCUUCCACCCUCAGCGGAUGAUAAUCUCGAAACGCCUCUCGAGUGUCUCCUCGCUCCUCUUCCACCCUCACGUCUAUCCCCGGCUCCACCCUCAGCGGAUAAGACACCUGCCGAGUUUCUGGUCUAUCCCCUUCCACCCUCAGCGGAUGAUAAUCUCGAAAUGCCUCUCGAGUGUCUCCUCACUCCACUUCCACCCUCACCUCCACCCUCAGCUCCACCCUCAGCGGAUGAUAAUCUCAAGACACCUCCCUUAGCUACUCAGGAGGCUGAGGCAGAAAAACCACCCAAACCCGAGAGAGAGAGGGCCGCUGACGUGGAACCACCACCGAAACCCGAGAGGCGGAGGGCCGCUGACGUGCAACCAUCACGGAAACCCGAGAGGCGGAGGGCCGCUGACGUGCAACCAUCACGGAAACCCGAGAGGCGGAGGACCACUGACGUGCAACCAUCACGGAAACCCGAGAGGCGGAGGGCCGCAGUGGAUAAGACACCUGCCGAGUUUCUGGUCUAUCCCCUUCCACCCUCAGCGGAUGAUAAUCUCGAAACGCCUCUCGAGUGUCUCCUCGCUCCUCUUCCACCCUCACGUCUAUCCCCGGCUCCACCCUCAGCGGAUGAUAAGACACCUGCCGAGUUUCUGGUCUAUCCCCUUCCACCCUCAGCGGAUGAUAAUCUCGAAAUGCCUCUCGAGUGUCUCCUCACUCCACUUCCACCCUCACCUCCACCCUCAGCUCCACCCUCAGCGGAUGAUAAUCUCAAGACACCUCCCUUAGCUACUCAGGAGGCUGAGGCAGAAAAACCACCCAAACCCGAGAGAGAGAGGGCCGCUGACGUGGAACCACCACCGAAACCCGAGAGGCGGAGGGCCGCUGACGUGCAACCAUCACGGAAACCCGAGAGGCGGAGGGCCGCUGACGUGCAACCAUCACGGAAACCCGAGAGGCGGAGGACCACUGACGUGCAACCAUCACGGAAACCCGAGAGGCGGAGGGCCGCAGUGGAUAAGACACCUGCCGAGUUUCUGGUCUAUCCCCUUCCACCCUCAGCGGAUGAUAAUCUCGAAACGCCUCUCGAGUGUCUCCUCGCUCCUCUUCCACCCUCACGUCUAUCCCCGGCUCCACCCUCAGCGGAUGAUAAGACACCUGCCGAGUUUCUGGUCUAUCCCCUUCCACCCUCAGCGGAUGAUAAUCUCGAAACGCCUCUCGAGUGUCUCCUCACUCCUCUUCCACCCUCACCUCCACCCUCAGCUCCACCCUCAGCGGAUGAUAAUCUCAAGACACCUCCCUUAGCUACUCAGGAGGCUGAGGCAGAAAAACCACCCAAACCCGAGAGAGAGAGGGCCGCAGACGUGGAACCACCACCGAAACCCGAGAGGCGGAGGGCCGCUGACGUGCAACCAUCACGGAAACCCGAGAGGCGGAGGGCCGCUGACGUGCAACCAUCAUGGAAACCCGAGAGGCGGAGGACCACUGACGUGCAACCAUCACGGAAACCCGAGAGGCGGAGGGCCGCAGUGGAUAAGACACCUGCCGAGUUUCUGGUCUAUCCACUUCCACCCUCAGCGGAUGAUAAUCUCGAAACGCCUCUCGAGUGUCUCCUCGCUCCUCUUCCACCCUCACGUCUAUCCCCGGCUCCACCCUCAGCGGAUGAUAAGACACCUGCCGAGUUUCUGGUCUAUCCCCUUCCACCCUCAGCGGAUGAUAAUCUCGAAAUGCCUCUCGAGUGUCUCCUCACUCCACUUCCACCCUCACCUCCACCCUCAGCUCCACCCUCAGCGGAUGAUAAUCUCAAGACACCUCCCUUAGCUACUCAGGAGGCUGAGGCAGAAAAACCACCCAAACCCGAGAGAGAGAGGGCCGCUGACGUGGAACCACCACCGAAACCCGAGAGGCGGAGGGCCGCUGACGUGCAACCAUCACGGAAACCCGAGAGGCGGAGGGCCGCUGACGUGCAACCAUCACGGAAACCCGAGAGGCGGAGGACCACUGACGUGCAACCAUCACGGAAACCCGAGAGGCGGAGGGCCGCAGUGGAUAAGACACCUGCCGAGUUUCUGGUCUAUCCCCUUCCACCCUCAGCGGAUGAUAAUCUCGAAACGCCUCUCGAGUGUCUCCUCGCUCCUCUUCCACCCUCACGUCUAUCCCCGGCUCCACCCUCAGCGGAUGAUAAGACACCUGCCGAGUUUCUGGUCUAUCCCCUUCCACCCUCAGCGGAUGAUAAUCUCGAAACGCCUCUCGAGUGUCUCCUCACUCCUCUUCCACCCUCACCUCCACCCUCAGCUCCACCCUCAGCGGAUGAUAAUCUCAAGACACCUCCCUUAGCUACUCAGGAGGCUGAGGCAGAAAAACCACCCAAACCCGAGAGAGAGAGGGCCGCAGACGUGGAACCACCACCGAAACCCGAGAGGCGGAGGGCCGCUGACGUGCAACCAUCACGGAAACCCGAGAGGCGGAGGGCCGCUGACGUGCAACCAUCAUGGAAACCCGAGAGGCGGAGGACCACUGACGUGCAACCAUCACGGAAACCCGAGAGGCGGAGGGCCGCAGUGGAUAAGACACCUGCCGAGUUUCUGGUCUAUCCACUUCCACCCUCAGCGGAUGAUAAUCUCGAAACGCCUCUCGAGUGUCUCCUCGCUCCUCUUCCACCCUCACGUCUAUCCCCAGCUCCACCCUCAGCGGAUGAUAAGACACCUGCCGAGUUUCUGGUCUAUCCCCUUCCACCCUCAGCGGAUGAUAAUCUCGAAACGCCUCUCGAGUGUCUCCUCACUCCUCUUCCACCCUCACCUCCACCCUCAGCUCCACCCUCAGCGGAUGAUAAUCUCAAGACACCUCCCUUAGCUACUCAGGAGGCUGAGGCAGAAAAACCACCCAAACCCGAGAGACAGAGGGCCGCUGACGUGGAACCACCACCGAAACCCGAGAGGCGGAGGGCCGCUGACGUGCAACCAUCACGGAAACCCGAGAGGCGGAGGGCCGCUGACGUGCAACCAUCAUGGAAACCCGAGAGGCGGAGGACCACUGACGUGCAACCAUCACGGAAACCCGAGAGGCGGAGGGCCGCAGUGGAUAAGACACCUGCCGAGUUUCUGGUCUAUCCACUUCCACCCUCAGCGGAUGAUAAUCUCGAAACGCCUCUCGAGUGUCUCCUCGCUCCUCUUCCACCCUCACGUCUAUCCCCAGCUCCACCCUCAGCGGAUGAUAAGACACCUGCCGAGUUUCUGGUCUAUCCCCUUCCACCCUCAGCGGAUGAUAAUCUCGAAACGCCUCUCGAGUGUCUCCUCACUCCUCUUCCACCCUCACCUCCACCCUCAGCUCCACCCUCAGCGGAUGAUAAUCUCAAGACACCUCCCUUAGCUACUCAGGAGGCUGAGGCAGAAAAACCACCCAAACCCGAGAGAGAGAGGGCCGCUGACGUGGAACCACCACCGAAACCCGAGAGGCGGAGGGCCGCUGACGUGCAACCAUCACGGAAACCCGAGAGGCGGAGGGCCGCUGACGUGCAACCAUCACGGAAACCCGAGAGGCGGAGGACCACUGACGUGCAACCAUCACGGAAACCCGAGAGGCGGAGGGCCGCAGUGGAUAAGACACCUGCCGAGUUUCUGGUCUAUCCCCUUCCACCCUCAGCGGAUGAUAAUCUCGAAACGCCUCUCGAGUGUCUCCUCACUCCUCUUCCACCCUCACCUCCAUCCUCAGCUCCACCCUCAGCGGAUGAUAAUCUCAAGACACCUCCCUUAGCUACUCAGGAGGCUGAGGCAGGAAAACCACCCAAACCCGAGAGAGAGAGGGCCGCUGACGUGGAACCACCACCGAAACCCGAGAGGCGGAGGGCCGCUGACGUGCAACCAGCACUGAAACCCGAGAGGCGGAGGGCCGCUGACGUGCAACCAUCACGGAAACCCGAGAGGCGGAGGGCCGCAGUGGAUAAGACACCUGCCGAGUUUCUGGUCUAUCCUCUUCCACCCUCAGCGGAUGAUAAUCUCAAAAUGCCUCUCGAGUGUCUCCUUACUCCUCUUCCACCCUCACCUCCAUCCUCAGCUCCACCCUCAGCGGAUGAUAAUCUCAAGACACCUCCCUUAGCUACUCAGGAGGCUGAGGCAGAAAAACCACCGAAACCCGAGAGGCGGAGGGCCACUGACGUGGAACCACCACUGAAACCCGAGACGCGAAGCGCCGCUGACGCGCAGCCAUCACGGAAACCCGAGAGGCGGAGGGCCGCUGACCUGGAAUCACCACCGAAACCCGAGAGGCGGAGCGCCGCUGACGCGCAGCCGUCGCUGAAACCCGAGAGGCGGAGCGCCGCUGACGUGCAGCCGUCGCCGAAACCUGAGAGGCGGAGGGCCGCUGACCUGGAAUCACCACCGAAACCCGAGAGGCGGAGGGCCGCUGACCUGGAAUCACCACCGAAACCUGAGAGGCGGAGGGCCGCUGACACGCAACCAUCACCGAAACCCGAGAGGCGGAGGGCCGCUGACCUGGAAUCACCACCGAGACCCGAGAGGCGGAGCGCCGCUGACCUGGAAUCACCACCGAAACCUGAGAGGCGGAGGGCCGCUGACGUGCAACCAUCACUGAAACCCGAGAGGCGGAGCGUCGCUGACGCGCAGCCGUCGCCGAAACCUGAGAGGCGGAGGGCCACUGACCUGGAAUCACCACCGAAACUCGAGAGGCGGAGCGCCGCUGACGCGCAGCCGUCGCCGAAACCUGAGAGGCGGAGGGCCACUGACCUGGAAUCACCACCGAAACUCGAGAGGCGGAGCGCCGCUGAUGCGCAGCCGUCGCCGAAACCUGACAGGCGGAGGGCCACUGACGUGGAAUCACCACCGAAACUCGAGAGGCGGAGCGCCGCUGACGCGCAACCAUCACCGAAACCCGAGAGGCAGAGCGCCGCUGAUGCGCAGCCGUCGCCGAAACCUGAGAGGCGGAGGGCCGCUGACCUGGAAUCACCACCGAAACCCGAGAGGCGGAGGGCCGCUGACCUGGAAUCAGCACCGAAACCCGAGAGGCGGAGGGCCGCUGACGCGCAACCAUCACCGAAACCUGAGAGGCGGAGGGCCGCUGACGCGCAACCAUCACCGAAACCCGAGAGGCGGAGCGCCGCUGACGCGCAGCCAUCACCGAAACCUGAGAGGCGGAGGGCCGCUGACGCGCAGCCAUCACCGAAACCCGAGAGGCGGAGCGCCGCUGACGCGCAGCCAUCACCGAAACCCGAGAGGCGGAGGGCCGCUGACGCGCAGCCGUCGCCGAAACCCGAGAGGCGGAGCGCCGCUGACGCGGAACCAUCAUCACCCGAACCCAAGAGGCGGAGGGUCGCUGACGAACCGCCAUGCAAACCCCCACGCAAACCCAAGAGGCGGAGGGCCGCUGACAGGGAACGGCCACGCAAACCCCCACGCAAACCCAAGAGGUGGAGCGCCGCUGAGGCGCAGCCGUCGCCGAAACCUGAGAGGCGGAGCGCCACUGACGCGGAACCUCCACGCAAGCUCAAGAGGCGGAGGGCCGCUGACCGGAAACCAUCAUCACCCGAACCCAAGAGGCGGAGGGUCGCUGACGUGGAACCGCCACACAAACCCAAGAGGCGCAGGGUCGCUGACGUGAGACGGCCACGCAAACCCCCACGCAAACCCAAGAGGUGGAGCGCCGCUAAGGCGCAGCCGUCGCCGAAACCCGAGGGGCGGAGCGCCGCUGAGGCGCAGCCGUCGCCGAAACCCGAGGGGCGGAGCGCCGCUGACGCGCAGCCGUCGCCGAAACCCGAGGGGCGGAGCGCCGCUGACGCGCAGCCGUCGCCGAAACCCGAGGGGCGGAGCGCCGCUGACGCGCAGCCGUCGCCGAAACCCGAGGGGCGGAGCGCCGCUGACGCGCAGCCGUCGCCGAAACCCGAGGGGCGGAGCGCCGCUGACGCGCAGCCGUCGCCGAAACCCGAGGGGCGGAGCGCCGCUGACUCGCAGCCGUCGCCGAAACCCGAGAGGCGGAGCGCCGCUGACCUGGAAUCACCACCGCAACCCGAGAGGCGGAGCACCGCUGACGCGCAAGCAUCACCGAAAUCCGAGAGGCGGAGCGCCGCUGAGGCGCAGCCGUCGCCGAAACCCGAGAGGCGGAGCGCCGCUGACACGCAGCCAUCACCGAAACCUGAGAGGCGGAGCGUCGCUGACCUGGAAUCACCACCGAAACCCGAGAGGCGGAGCGCCGCUGACCUGGAAUCACCACCGAAACCCGAGAGGCGGAGCGCCGCUGAGGCGCAGCCGUCGCCGAAACCCGAGAGGCGGAGCGCCGCUGACACGCAGCCAUCACCGAAACCCGAGAGGCGGAGCGUCGCUGACACGCAGCCAUCACCGAAACCUGAGAGGCGGAGCGCCGCUGACACGCAGCCAUCACCGAAACCUGAGAGGCGGAGCGCCGCUGACCUGGAAUCACCACCGAAACCCGAGAGGCGGAGCGCCGCUGAGGCGCAGCCGUCGCCGAAACCCGAGAGGCGGAGCGCCGCUGACACGCAGCCAUCACCGAAACCCGAGAGGCGGAGCGUCGCUGACACGCAGCCAUCACCGAAACCUGAGAGGCGGAGCGUCGCUGACACGCAGCCAUCACCGAAACCCGAGAGGCGGAGCGUCGCUGACCUGGAAUCACCACCGAAACCCGAGAGGCGGAGCGCCGCUGAGGCGCAGCCGUCACCGAAACCCGAGAGGCGGAGCGCCGCUGACCCGCAGCCAUCACCGAAACCUGAGAGGCGGAGCGUCGCUGACACGCAGCCAUCACCGAAACCUGAGAGGCGGAGCGUCGCUGACCUGGAAUCACCACCGAAACCCGAGAGGCGGAGCGCCGCUGACCUGGAAUCACCACCGAAACCCGAGAGGCGGAGCGCCGCUGAGGCGCAGCCGUCGCCGAAACCCGAGAGGCGGAGCGCCGCUGACACGCAGCCAUCAUCGAAACCCGAGAGGCGGAGCGUCGCUGACACGCAGCCAUCACCGAAACCCGAGAGGCGGAGCGCCGCUGACACGCAGCCAUCACCGAAACCUGAGAGGCGGAGCGUCGCUGACACGCAGCCAUCACCGAAACCUGAGAGGCGGAGCGUCGCUGACACGCAGCCAUCACCGAAACCCGAGAGGCGGAGCGUCGCUGACCUGGAAUCACCACCGAAACCCGAGAGGCGGAGCGCCGCUGAGGCGCAGCCGUCGCCGAAACCCGAGAGGCGGAGCGCCGCUGACACGCAGCCAUCACCGAAACCUGAGAGGCGGAGCGUCGCUGACACGCAGCCAUCACCGAAACCUGAGAGGCGGAGCGUCGCUGACCUGGAAUCACCACCGAAACCCGAGAGGCGGAGCGCCGCUGAGGCGCAGCUGUCGCCGAAACCCGAGAGGCGGAGCGCCGCUGACUCGCAGCCGUCGCCGAAACCCAAGAGGCGGAGCGCCGCUGACACGCAGCCAUCAUCGAAACCCGAGAGGCGGAGCGCCGCUGACGCGCAGCUGUUGCCGAAACCCGAGAGGCAGAGCGCCGCUGAUGCGCAGCCGUCGCCGAAACCCGAGAGGCAGAGCGCCGCUGCUGACACGCAGCCGUCGCCGAAACCCGAGAGGCGGAGCGCCGCUGACGCGCAGCCGUCGCCGAAACCCGAGAGGCGGAGUGCCGCUGAACUGGAAUCACCACCGGAACCCGAGAGGCGGAGCGCCGCUGACGCGCAGCCGUCGCCGAAACCCGAGAGGCGGAGCGCCGCUGACGCGCAGCCGUCGCCGAAACCCGAGAGGCGGAGCGCCGCUGAUGCGCAGCCGUCGCCGAAACCCGAGAGGCGGAGCGCCGCUGACGCGGAACCGCCUCGCAAACGCAAGAGGCGGAGGGCAGCGGACAUUGAACUAUCAUCACCCGAACCCAAGAGGCGGAGGAUCGGUGACGUGGAACGGCCACGCAAACCCAAGAGGCCGAGGGCCGCCGACGUGGAACCAUCAUUACCCGAACCCAAGAGGCGGAGGGUCGGUGACGUGGAACUGCCACGCAAACGCAAGAGGCCGCAGGCCGCCGACGUGGAACCAUCAUUACCCGAACCCAAGAGGCGGAGGUUGAAUUAGGUGAGAACAGGCCAUUGCACUCAAGCCUGAGCAAUAAGAAUAAAACUGAGUAGAACAAAAUAAAAAAAUCAAAAAACAAAACAAAACCCACACUCCAAAAACAAAGAAUAAAUAAAUAAUAUAAAAAUAAAAUAAAUACUGCAGUCCUUA